AUGACGACUCCCCCACCAGCCUUCUGCCCCAACGUCAGACCCAGCGGUUUGUCCACCUCGACCUCUAUGUUCUUAGACGCCCCCGCAGUCCUCGCAUUGAUCUCCAGCCCCCUCUUGCCAGUCCGAUUCCUCUCCCCGGUCUUCCUUACCUCCGCCACCAAGGGCGACACUCUCCUCCCGUCCACCAAGGGCGCCCCAUAG
This is a messenger RNA of Spirodela intermedia, 201 nucleotides long. Lineage: Eukaryota; Viridiplantae; Streptophyta; Magnoliopsida; Alismatales; Araceae. The record is from the annotation of a GenBank genome assembly.